UUUCUCUCGUUUCGCUGCUUAUAUAUAGCUUCCGAUCCGCUCUUCUCUUCAGCAAACCGCUCUUCAAUUCCCUGUCACCAAUCCUGUUUGGUCCUUCGAUUCUGCUAUCUCCGAUUACGUCCAAACAAGCCCACCAACAAAACCAAAAAAAAAAACAAAAAGACUCAAAGGGGGGUUGGGUUCAUUCUUCAUUUCUGUUCCACGAGAAUUAAUUAUGGCAGAAACCCAGAGCCGUGGCUUUGUUUUUUCUGGAAAGAAGAGAGCUGCAGGGGCUGAUGACUUCGACGGGGAUGAUCUUUUCAUGUCCAAGAAAUCAAUGUUGCCAACACUGGCACCAGCAUGGGAAAACGACCCUGCCGCUGCAUUAGCCAGCGCGCGCCAUGAAUUCGGUGAGCAUGGUGGCGUUAACAUGUCCAUCGAGGCCUCUGCCACCUUCACCGUCAUGGAACCUGAGACCAUGCGCCGCAUGUUUGCCGGCGAACUCGGCCCUGAUCGUGAUUUCUUCAUUUAUAGCCGUCACUUCAACCCCACUGUCUUAAAUCUUGGCCGUCAGAUGGCAGCCUUGGAAGGAACCGAAGCUGCCUAUUGCACUGCUAGCGGUAUGUCUGCUAUAUCUUCCGUGCUGUUGCAACUCUGCAGCAGCGGCGGACACGUGGUGGCAUCGAGGGCUCUCUACGGGGGAACACAUGCACUUCUAACCCAUUUCUUGCCUAGAGCAUGUGGCAUCACAGCCACGUUCGUGGACGUAUGUGAUCACGAAGCAGUGAGAAAUGCUAUCAUCGAAGGAAAGACCAAAGUUCUGUAUUUCGAGUCCAUGUCUAACCCAACGCUCACCGUAGCCAACAUUCCGGAGCUAAGCAGGAUAGCACACGAAAAGGGGACCACGGUGGUGGUAGACAACACCUUCGCUCCCAUGGUUCUUUCCCCUGCUCGGCUUGGUGCUGAUGUGGUUGUCCAUAGUAUCUCCAAGUUCAUUAGCGGUGGGGCCGAUGUUAUUGCAGGUGCUGUUUGUGGUCCUGCAAGCCUGGUGAACUCCAUGAUGGACCUUCAUCAAGGUGCUCUGAUGCUUCUGGGUCCGACUAUGAACGCCAAGGUUGCCUUUGAACUCUCUGAGAGGAUUCCUCAUUUGGGCCUGAGAAUGAAAGAGCACUGCAGAAGAGCUUCGGCUUAUGCCACAAGAAUGAAGAAAUUGGGGCUCAAGGUCAUAUACCCGGGCCUCGAGGACCACCCCCAACACGAGCUAUUGAAGUCCAUGGCCAAUAAGGAAUAUGGGUUUGGCGGGCUUCUCUGCCUUGACAUGGAAUCAGAAGAAAGAGCCAACAGGCUGAUGCACCACUUGCAGAACUAUACUCAAUUUGGUUUCAUGGCGGUGAGCUUGGGUUACUAUGAGACUCUAAUGUCUUGCUCCGGAAGCAGUACAAGUAGUGAACUGAAUGCUGAAGAGAAGACCCUUGCCGGCAUUUCGCCAGGGCUGGUGAGGAUGUCGAUUGGAUACAUUGGGACACUGGAGCAGCGGUGGAGCCAACUAGAGAAGGCGCUCUCGAGGAUGCAGGAAUCCACCUUAUUCAGUAAAAACUGAUGUUCUCUAAUGUUCAAUAAUGGGUUGGUCCCUAGUUCAUGUAUAGAAGGUUUCCCUUUGUGUUAUUUCACUUGUUAGAUGCUGGACCUUUUGCAUAAUAUAAUGUUUCUUUUUAAUAAGCAAAAAAAGCUUCAACUUCAACAAA
Molecule: messenger RNA, 1724 nt
Organism: Theobroma umbraticum
Lineage: Eukaryota; Viridiplantae; Streptophyta; Magnoliopsida; Malvales; Malvaceae
Gene: MGL
Product: methionine gamma-lyase
Biological process (GO): transsulfuration
Cellular component (GO): cytoplasm
Molecular function (GO): carbon-sulfur lyase activity; pyridoxal phosphate binding
Source: RefSeq, a predicted model, not a curated record